AGCUUUGUUUUUAUUUGGAUCUGAGGUUUGAGAAAUCUGCCGAAUCAUCAUCAUGAGUUUCCAUAGCUUUUACCAGAGAGCUUUUAGCUUGUUCAAGGCUUACCCUUCUGCUUCCAAGCUUCUUGUUUUCAGCUCUUUCAGUGGUGGUGGUGUACUGGUGUAUUCAGACUCGAAUCCAUUGAAACGUGUACUACACGCAGACGCUACUCUUGACUCAGAUGGCCAACCAAUAAGGAAGAAGAAGGUGGUCGUUCUUGGCAGUGGUUGGAGUGGCUACAGCUUCUUGAAUUACUUGAACAACCCUAACUAUGAUGUUCAAGUUGUCUCUCCUCGUAACUUUUUCCUCUUCACUCCUCUCUUGCCAAGUGUUACCAAUGGUACUGUCGAAGCCCGUAGCAUUGUUGAACCCAUUCGUGGUCUUAUGCGCAAGAAAGGAUUUGAGUACAAAGAAGCAGAGUGUGUGAAGAUUGAUGCAUCGAACAAGAAACUCCACUGCCGGUCCAAGGAAGGGUCAAGUCUUAAGGGCACAACAGAGUUUGACAUGGAUUAUGACAUUCUAGUCAUAGCUGUUGGAGCUAAGCCUAACACAUUCAACACCCCUGGAGUUGAGGAACAUGCCUAUUUCCUUAAAGAAGCAGAGGAUGCUCUAAACAUCCGUCAUUCGGUCAUCGACUGUUUCGAGAGAGCCUCUCUUCCUAAUCUAACUGAAGAAGAGAGGAAAAAGAUUCUGCAUUUCGUUGUGGUUGGUGGAGGACCAACUGGGGUCGAGUUCUCAGCAGAGCUUCAUGAUUUCUUAGUCCAGGAUGUGGCUAAGAUUUACCCAAAGGUCCAAGAGUUCACAAGGAUCACUCUUCUUGAAGCAGGCGACCACAUCCUCAACAUGUUUGACAAGAGAAUCACUGCUUUUGCUGAGGAAAAGUUCCAGAGAGACGGUAUUGAUUUGAAGACAGGAUCAAUGGUUGUAGGAGUGACUGCUGAUGAGAUAUCCACAAAGGAAAGAGAAACUGGCAAAAUUGUCUCUGAACCUUAUGGUAUGGUUGUGUGGUCAACAGGAAUUGGUUCACGUCCUGUCAUCAGAGACUUUAUGCAGCAGAUUGGUCAGGGGCAGAGGCGUGUCUUAGCUACUGACGAAUGGCUUAGAGUGGAGGGAUGUGAGGAUGUCUAUGCUUUAGGCGACACUGCAACGAUCAACCAACGCAGAGUCAUGGAAGAUAUAGCUGCGAUUUUCAGCAAAGCCGACAAGGGAAAGACGGGAACUUUGAACAAGAAAGAUUUCAAUGGUGUGGUGAAAGACAUUUGCCAGAGGUACCCUCAAGUGGAGCUCUACUUGAAGAAGAAUAAACUGAAGAACAUUGCACACUUGCUCAAGAGUGCAAAUGGUGAGGACACACAAGUAAACAUCGAAAAUUUUAAGCAAGCUCUCUCUGACGUUGAUUCACAGAUGAAGAACCUUCCAGCAACUGCACAGGUUGCAUCGCAACAAGGGAAGUACCUUGCAAAGUGCUUCAACAAAAUGGAGAAAUGUGAGAAGAAGCCAGAGGGACCAUUGAGGUUCAGAGGAGAGGGUCGACAUCGGUUCCAACCAUUCAGAUACAGACAUUUUGGAUCGUUUGCUCCGCUGGGAGGGGAACAGACAGCAGCAGAACUGCCAGGAGAUUGGGUCUCCAUUGGACACAGCAGCCAGUGGCUCUGGUACUCUGUCUACGCCAGCAAACUUAACGGCUCUGUGAUCGGAACCGCCGUAAACAUCAAUUCAACUAUGCCCUCUGGUUGCAGUAUCAGAGCUCUCUGGAUCAUCAACAAUCAAGACGCUGUUGUUUUCUCCAGGAGGUUUCCGGUCGUCGAGAAGCAAUGGUGCUCCGCUUACAAGACGGAGAACGAAAACACUGGCUUAGAUCUUCCUAGACUUCCCACUGAUCAACAAAUAUCCAAUGCUUUUACUCGAAGAAAGAGACGGGAAGGCUCUACUCGUGGAUAUGGUAUACGUGUAGCUCAAUCCACCAAAGGAUCGGAUUCUUGGGUUGAUGAUCCCAUCACUCGUCAUAUUAUCAGCCUUUGCUUAAGCGAAGAAGAUGAUGAUGAUGAAUCUGAUAAAAACGAGAGGAACAUUCUCUGGCCUAUUGCCCUGCACACUAAAGCCCUUUACUCUAUCCUCGUCUUGCCUUUGGUUGAGCCAAAGGAGAUGAAGGAUUACGUCAAGUUAUGUAGGAGAUCUGAUUGUGGACCAGCUGUUGGUGAAGAUUUGAGUUUGUCAUCUCUCUUGCUUAACAUUUCAUCCAUUACAGGGGCUUUCAUGGUGGCUCAUGCAUUUGGUGACAUCGUUUCUGGUGAUACUGUGGAACCUGAGGUUGUUAUAAGUGCGUCUCCAUCAGUUGGUGGGUUGUUUGAUUCAAUAACUGGAAGCAUUGGUAUCUCAUCGAGGGCAAAACCCGUAGCUGCACCGCUUUCAUCUUCUUCACCGUCUGGAGCUGCAACAACAGGAGCUACAGCAUCGGAUGCUCCCAAAGCAGGGUCGAGGUUACUGGAUAGAGAUUUACUUAGAAAUUUUAUCGCUACUGCUAUGCCGUUUGGUACCCCAUUAGACCUCAGCUUGUCUAAUAUAUUUGCUAUGAAAGCGAAUGGCUUUUCCUCUGCUGAUCCUCCUCCCCAAGAACUUAAGCAACCAGCAUGGAAGCCAUACCUGUACAAAGGAAAGCAAAGGCUAUUGUUCACAAUUCAUGAGACGGUUAACGCUGCAAUGUACGACCGCGAUGAGAUUCCUGAUAAUGUAUCUGUUGCGGGACAGAUAAACUGUCGGGCAGAGCUAGAAGGGCUGCCUGAUGUAUCGUUUCCUCUAGCAGGGCUGAGUACAGCCCACAUCGAAGCUAUAUCUUUCCAUCCAUGUGCCCAAGUUCCAGCACAUGGGAUCGACAAGCAGAACAUUGUUUUCCAGCCUCCCUUGGGUAACUUUGUUCUCAUGCGAUACCAGGCAGGUUGUGGACUCGGACCACCAGUGAAAGGGUUCUAUCAGCUGUCAAUGGUUUCAGAAGACGAGGGUGCAUUCCUCUUCAAGGUGCACCUCAUGGAAGGUUACAAGGCUCCUCUGUCAAUGGAAUUCUGCACUAUUACUAUGCCCUUUCCACGGAGACGGAUAGUGGCAUUUGAUGGGACUCCAUCAGCUGGGACUGUUUUAACCACAGAGCACUCUGUUGAGUGGAGGAUUCUGGGAAGCGGGCGUAGUCUUUCUGGGAAAAGCCUUGAGGCUACUUUCCCCGGGACAAUCAAGUUUAGUCCAUUGCAGAGCAGGAGAAGAGGGGAUGGGGAUGAUGAAGAGAGUGAGGAUGAGAGCGCUGAGAAUGUGGUGAAUGUGGAGGACUUCUUGGUGCAGAAAAUGAACAAGGAUCUCCCAGCAGUUGAGUUGGAGGAACCAUUCUGUUGGCAAGCCUAUGAUUAUGCCAAGGUCUCGCUCAAAAUUGUCGGGGCAUCUGUAUCUCGAAUGUCAAUCGACACAAAAUCAGUCAAUAUCUACCCAACCACAAAGUCACCGGUUGAGUUUUCUGCUCAGGUGACUUCAGGGGAUUAUAUAUUGUGGAACACAUUGGGGAAGGCUCCAUCAGCAGCCAUCGUGUAAUUCCCCCAAGUCUCGACCUCACUGGUAUUAUUAUUUUCCCAUCCCAAGGAAGUGAUUUUGAAUGUUUGAGUUUGAAAGCAUUAAACUUAUGAGCAUUUUUGUGGCGGAAGUGUGUAUCUGUACAUUAUUGUUGUUUAUUCAGAAAUAAAGAAGAUGAAUGUUUUUAGUUGCAAGUCUGUCUCGCAUGGAACAUGUGACAAUAAAACUCAUAAGGUGGU
This is a messenger RNA of Arabidopsis arenosa, 3828 nucleotides long. Lineage: Eukaryota; Viridiplantae; Streptophyta; Magnoliopsida; Brassicales; Brassicaceae. The record is from the annotation of a GenBank genome assembly.